Molecule: messenger RNA, 2259 nt
Organism: Perkinsus marinus ATCC 50983
Lineage: Eukaryota; Perkinsozoa; Perkinsida; Perkinsidae
Product: translation initiation factor eif-2b gamma subunit, putative
Exons: 19
Coding region: 1-2259 (752 amino acids)
Biological process (GO): cytoplasmic translational initiation
Cellular component (GO): guanyl-nucleotide exchange factor complex; eukaryotic translation initiation factor 2B complex
Molecular function (GO): translation initiation factor activity; guanyl-nucleotide exchange factor activity
Source: RefSeq, a predicted model, not a curated record
AUGAUGUAUGUAGAGACCAAAAUGCAGCUGCUACUGUCGUACUUGAGCUAUUUGAUCUACUACUUUAUGCCCGAGGCUAGAGGGGCUAGUGCUAUGCUUGAACGCCUGAAAUCGAUAGAGAAGACAGUUGGGGAUCAGGCCGAUAAGGUUGUCAGUCAAGCGCAGACGGCUGAGCCCGAUCCUGAGAUGAGGGAUUUCGGGGAGGAGACUGAGGACAGUGAAGUGGUGGAAGAGGAGAUGAAACCGGCUGCCAAGGUCUCGAAGGCUGACUUCGUGGAGCCCCUAGGGUCGACGUAUGCUGGAGUGGAGUCGGUGAGCUUACACGCAGUAGCCGAGGUGGGGGACUUGGUCCACACACGAAGCAAUCUGGCGGAUACUCUCAAUUCGGUGGGGGAGGUUGCCUCUGAUCGUAAGAGCCGUGCGGGUAGGGAUGAUGAUGUGAAGGUGCGACAGGGCAUGUCUAUGAAGGAUAUAAGGGCUGGUAGGGUCGAGAGGGCGACAGUGACAGGAGGGACCUUAGACGAUGCGGAAGUGAGGGAGGCUGACUCGACGGCCAAGGCACAAGCGGUCAUACCGGACGAAGAGAGGGCAGUCAAACGUCGUAAGGGGGCAUUCAAAGGUCGUAAGGGGGCAGUCAAACGUCGUAAGGGGGCAUUCAAAGGUCGUAAGGGGGCAGUCAAAGGUCGUAAGGGGGCAGUCAAAGGUCGUAAGGGGGCAGUCAAAGGUCGUAAGGGGGCAGUCAAACGUCGUAAGGGGGCAGUCAAACGUCGUAAGGGGGCAGUCAAACGUCGCAAGGGGGCAGUCAAACGUCGUAAGGGGGCAGUCAAACGUCAUCCGUCCUUGGCAGACAUAGGAAUCCCCAAGCCGCUUCUGCCAGUGGCGAACAAACCUCUGUAUAGUUACGCAGUGCAGGCGCUGACGGCUAGCCCUUUGGUAAGCCGGGUGGUGCUGAUAGGGUGGACAGAGCACGCCGAUGCGUUACGGUCAUCAGUGAGCGAGUAUAAGGAUCUGUUUAAUGGAGUGGAGGUGUCAGUGGAAGGGGUACCGGCCGAGGCUUCUGCUGCAGAGGCGUUGAUGCUCGUGCUUGAACGACAGGCUGAUCUUAAGGGGAAGUCUUUGCUGGUGGGCUAUGGCGACUAUAUGGGCGCAUGGCCGACUAGGAGUACUCAGUCAGCGGCGGAGGUGGAGGUCUCGAUGGCCCGGGUCAAGGAUGUCCCUGAGGACUUCGUGUACACGGCGUAUGGGACUGUGGAGAAGACGAUUGUGGUAUUGAAGUCCGCUGAGGCAGUCGCUUUCGACGGCAGUCUGUCCCUGGGCUUGUCCAAGGUCUUUGCAGAGGGGGACGUGACACUGAUGCGCAACCUUGUUGAUAGCGGCUGUUAUUACAUGGGUGGCAAUGCAUUGGAGAGGCUGAGGGAGUUCAUGGCUGAUGACGAUGAGGUUGACCGGAAUCUGAGAGACGGCUUCGUACCGUGGAUGGUCGACAAGGGCUAUAUGGUCCUGUUGAACGGUCCUUCUGAGUCUCCAUCAGUGGACCCGUGUAAGAGCAGGGUUAAAGGGACUGAGAGCCUCCUACACUUCAACCAGCAGAAGUUGAAGCAUGAUCGUAGCACAGUGAAGGGCGUCCUGUAUGGGUCCUCAUCUACAGUGGAAGAGGGAACUGUUGUGAAAAAUACGGUAUUGGGAAAUUCUGUGAGGAUCGCUGAUAAGUGCCGUGUGACGAAAUCAGUGGUUAUGGAUGGUGUCGAGAUUGAUAGCGGAUCUACAGUCCAGGAAUGCGUGUUGGCUGAGGGAUGCGAGAUUGGAAGUAACGUGAAGUUGAGCAAGUGUAUCGUGGCGAAGGGUGUUAAAGUGUUGAGGUCGGGAGAAUACGAGGAGGAGGACUUUGAUCACGACGAUAUUCGGUUUACCAAUACUCACGGUGUUGCUUCCUGCGGUCAAUGGUGGUGGCGCGACAAGGGGCAUGUAUCGGAGGCCUCGUCUAAUGCAGUGAUUCUAGCUGUGAUGAGGGAGAGGCUGGAGAAAAGUCUGAGGGACAAGGAGAAGAUGCGACAGAGGAUGGAGUUGUUGGAGGAUGAGUUGGCUCUGUGCAAGGUGAAGAAGCGGUCCUAUAGAGCGGAUGGUAAGCGUCUGAAGGCUGAAGUGGAUACGCUGAGGGCGAGGGCGGCGUGCUUGGGUGAGGAGUCUUCUAGUAAUGUGGAAGAGGUGCGGUAUUGGCAGAAGACGGCAAAAGAAGCGAACAAGCACUUAACUGAGUAG